CCAAAAAACAGUCUAAGAGUUGUAAACUAGGAGAACCUUCUCUCAUCUUCCCCCUGGAGACACUUAUUUACAUUCCAAAAGGACUUUAAUCUUUGGAAGUAAAUAAAACUGGUUUUGGAAGACAAGAUGACUACAGCUGUAGAAAGAAAGUAUCUUAAUAUUAGAAAAAGAUUGGAUCAACUGGGAUACCGCCAGACUCUGACAGUAGAAUGUUUACCUUUGGUAGAAAAACUUUUCAGUGACCUGGUUCACACAACAGAAAGCCUUCGACAAUCAAAAUUAUCUACUGUGAAAGCUGAAAAAGAAAGUGCCAAUUUUGAUUUUGUUUUGGAACCCUAUAAACUUGAAAAUGCAAGAUUGACUAAGGAAAAUAAUGAAUUGUACCUAGAGUUAAUGAAACUGAGAGAACACUCAGAUCAACACAUUAAAGAGUUGAAAACUACAUUGAAGAAGUGUGCUCAUGAAACAACUGAUCUGAAAUUUCUAAAUAAUCAGUAUGUUCAUAAACUCAAACUUUUGGAGAAAGAGAGCAAAGCUAAAAAUGAAAAAAUUCAACAGCUUCAAGAAAAGAAUUUGCAUGCUGUAGUACAGACUCCAGGUGGCAAGAAAAGAAGCAUUGCUUUCCGGCGUCAGCGUAUGCAAAUUGAUGAACCAGUCCCUCCCUCUGAAGUUAGCUCCUAUCCAGUCCCACAGCCUGAGGACCCUUACAUUGCAGACCUCCUGCAGGUGGCUGACAACAGGAUUCAAGAGCUUCAACAGGAAGUCCACCAUCUACAAGAAAAGUUAGCAGCCAUGGAAAGUGGAGUGAGAGAUUAUAGCAGGCAGAUUGAGCUAAGAGAACGAGAGAUAGAACGACUGUCGGUUGCUUUGGAUGGUGGUCGCGCCCCUGAUGUCAUCUCUCUGGAGUCCAGGAAUAAAAACAAUGAAAAGCUCAUCGCUCAGUUAAAUAUUCAGGUUGACUUUCUUCAGCAAGCUAAUAAAGACCUAGAGAAGCAUAUACAAGAGCUUAUGGAAACCAAGGAAACAGUGACAUCCGAAGUUGUUAAUUUAAGUAACAAAAAUGAAAAACUCUGCCAAGAAUUAACGGAAAUAGACCAGUUAGCACAGCAGUUGGAAAAACAUAAGGAAGAAGUGCUUGAGACUGCUGAUAAGGAGCUUGGGGAAGCAAAGAAAGAGAUUAAACAAAAGCUGUCUGAAAUGCGGAAUCUUGAAGAAACAAUGGCAAAACUUCAGCUGGAAUUAAACUUAUGCCAUAAAGAAAAGGAGAGACUGAGUGAUGAGCUCCUUAUAAAAUCUGACCUGGAAACUGUUGUUCAUCAGCUUGAACAAGAAAAGCAAAGACUUAGCAAAAAAAUGGAAAGUUUUACAGUUACAGAGAGAGAACUUACUUUGGAAGUUGAGAGGAUGAGACUGGAACAUGGAAUAAAACGACGAGACAGAUCGCCUUCUCGUUUGGAUGCAUUUCUAAAAGGCAUUGAAGAAGAACGAGAUUAUUAUAAGAAAGAACUAGAAAGACUCCAGCAUAUAAUACAGCGAAGAUCUUGCUCUACAAGUAAUAGUGCACGUGAAAAGAGUUCAACAUUUAGAACACAAGAUAAGGGUGAUUACAAUUCAGCUGUUCAUCAGAUUACAAGAGAAAGAGAUGAACUUCAGCGUAUGCUAGAAAGAUUUGAAAAAUAUAUGGAGGAUAUACAGUCCAAUGUUAAAUUAUUGACAGCAGAAAGAGAUAAACUAAGUGUGUUGUAUAAUGAAGCUCAGGAAGAAUUAUCUGCCCUAAAACAGGAAUCUGCCCAAACUGCAGCCUCCCAUAAUAUUGUUAGUAUUAUGGAAAAGGAAAAAGAACUUGCGUUAUCUGAUUUAAGAAGAAUUAUGGCAGAAAAGGAAGCUUUAAGAGAAAAGUUACAAAAUAUCCAGGAAAUGAAUCUUCUUGGAAAAUCAGAAUUAGAAAAAACAAUUGAACAUUUGACACGUGUUAAUCAUCAGCUUGAAAGCGAAAAAUAUGAAUUAAAGUCUAAAAUGUUAAUAAUGAAAGAAACAAUAGAGUCAUUAGAGAACAAUUCAAAACUCCAAGCUCAAAAACUUAGCCAUGUGGCUGGUGACUCAUCUUAUCAGAAAACAGAGAUGAACUCACUUAGGGUGGUAAAUGAGCAGCUGCAGCGGUCACUGGAUGAUUAUCAGCACCGACUUUACAUAAAAAGAGAUGAACUUGAAUCAGCUCAUGCACAAAUUAAAAUACUAGAGGAAAAAAUAGAUAAAAUAAACCUUAAGAUGACUUCACAGGAUGAGGAGGCAAAUGUAAUGAAAAAGACCAUUGGUGUUAUUGAUAAAGAAAAAGACUUUCUUCAGGAGACGGUAGAUGAGAAGACAGAAAAGAUUGCAAACUUGCAAGAAAACAUAGCUAACAAAGAAAAAGCUAUUGCUCAGAUGAAGAUAACAUUCUCAGAGUGUGAAUCAUCUCUAAACCAGUUGAAGGAAACCUUGACUAAUCGGGACCGGGAGAUAAGCAGCCUCCGGCGCCAGCUUGAUGCAGUUCACAAAGAGCUUGAAGAGGUAGGAAGAUCUAGAGAAAUCUCUCUUAAGGAGAACAGAAGAUUACAAGAUGAUCUGGCUACAAUGGCAAGAGAAAACCAGGAAAUCUCGUUGGAACUGGACUCAGCAGUGCAAGAAAAAGAAGAAAUGAAGAGUAGAGUUCAUAAUUACAUAACUGAGGUGUCACGAUGGGAGAGCUUAAUGGCCACGAAGGAAAAAGAAAAUCAGGAUUUGUUAGAUAGAUUUCAGAUGCUUCACCACCGUGCUGAAGACUGGGAGGUCAAAGCCCAUCAAGCUGAGGGGGAAAGCAGCUCAGUGCGGCUGGAGCUUCUGUCUAUUGACACCGAGAGGAGACACCUUCGAGAAAGGGUGGAGCUAUUGGAAAAGGAAAUUCAAGAGCAUAUAAAUGCACAUCAUGCUUACGAAUCUCAGAUCUCAUCAAUGGCAAAAGCCAUGUCUAGAUUAGAAGAAGAGCUGAGACGUCAAGAAGAUGACAAAGCUGCAGUGUUAAAUGAUUUGUCAUCUCUGAGAGAACUGUGCAUUAAGCUUGAUUCAGGCAAAGAUAUUAUGACCCAGCAGUUAAAGUCCAAAAACCUUGAGUUUGAGAGGGUUGUGGUAGAAUUAGAAAACGUAAAAUCAGAAUCAGACCUGUUAAAAAAACAACUGUCAAAUGAGAAACAUACGGUUAAAAGCCUCGAGUCAUUGCUGGCUACAAAUAGAGAUAAAGAGUUUCAUUCUCAUUUAACUUCCCACGAGAAGGAUACAGAAAUUCAGCUACUUAAGGAGAAGCUAACCCUUUCAGAAAGCAAACUAACUAGUCAAAGCCGGGAAAACACCAUGCUUCGAGCUAAAGUGGGACAGUUACAGACAGAUUAUGAUGCUCUGAAGAGGCAGAUUUCAACAGAAAGAUAUGAACGGGAACGAGCAAUCCAAGAGAUGCGUCGCCAUGGUCUUCCUACGCCACCCCUGAGUUCUACUCUGAGAUCGCCUUCAAAUUCUCCUGAACAUAUAAAUAUAUGAGUUUCAGAAAGAAUAAUGGCUUUCCAUGGGUUCCUAUGUGGAUUUUUAAAGAACAGAACAGUAAUGAAAUAUCUGAAGAACUUGUUCCUGAAAAUCAUGAACAGUGACACAAAUUCUACCUCUGUCAACUUUUAUUUAAAUCAGUGAAUAUUUAUGUAAAAAAGUUUGGUUUAAGAGAACUAUAUCUAUGUGUAUAUUUUCAUAUAUAUGACAGAACAAAAUAUGUAUUAAUAGUACUUAACUGAUGUUAUAUCUGUAUUAUUAUUCCUGACUAAAAUUUCUCCUCAAAAUGUGUUUAUACUGUGAAUUAAUAUAAUGUAUUGUCUGCAUUAUGCUUUAAUAAUCUUUCUUAAUGAGCCAUGAUAUAUGUUUAUAAAUAUUCUUAUAGUACUCUUUACUUGUCUGUAUUUAUAACCCAUAUCUUAACGUCCUCACAAAGAAUUAACAAUUUUGACGUGGUGC
This is a messenger RNA of Carlito syrichta (Philippine tarsier), 4011 nucleotides long. RefSeq names its product centrosomal protein 135 (gene CEP135). Bases 127 to 3549 code for a protein of 1140 amino acids. The transcript is spliced from 26 exons. Lineage: Eukaryota; Metazoa; Chordata; Mammalia; Primates; Tarsiidae. The record is from RefSeq and is a predicted model, not a curated record.